UCUGUUCCUCACAGCAACCUCUAAUAUCCUAUUGGAUGCAUUAUGGUGCUGAAAGUUUGAGAAGGUUAUGCAUGUCAUCAUUCCAAAUGUAUGGUAAUGCAAGCAUAAAAAAACUGUCUGAAAAAUAACCAAAAUCAAGUGCUGUCGAACUUACAAUCAGCAUCAUGAGAGUAACUUCAUCGAUAUACAAAAGGGAAUAUCGUCUCCAAUAUUUAGCUACAUUUGCAGGGACACUAUCAAUUUUGAGCGUUGGAGCAAAUAAUGCGUGGACAUCGCCAUAUCUACCACAAAUUACAAAUGGAACCUACCCCGGUAUAUCAGUAACUAGCGACGAAGGUUCAUGGAUAGCCAUCAUGCCACAAUUAGCGUCACCUCCUGGCGCACUAAUUGCCGCUUACUUGGUCGAUAGAAUCGGUCGAAAAAUGACGACCUUACUGAUGGCUCCGAUAACUUUUGCGAUGUUCAUCACAAUGGCUUUCGCAAGGACAACGCUGGCAUUCUGCGCGAUUCGUUUUCUGAUCGGAUGCGUCGGGUCCAUCUUGUACACGGCCUUACCAAUGUAUCUCGGCGAAAUCGCCCAUCCAGCAAUCAGAGGUAUUUUAACAGCGAGCGUUGCCUUCUCAUCGUUGCUCGGAACUUUGCUGAUCAAUGUGCUCGGGUUUCACUUCUCCAUCCUUCUCUCGUCGUUAAUUUGCGCCGCUAUUCCACUGGUACACUUCCUCGCUUUCAUCUGGAUGCCCGAGUCACCCUAUUAUCUGAUUCGGAAAAACAUGGACGAAACAGCUCGAGAAUCGCUAGCAAAAUUGCGCUCCACUGAUGACAAUGGGAAUGAGUUCAAGAUGAUUUCCGUGGCCGUUAACGAGGAGAUUGCCAACAAAAAGGCGCGUUUUUUGGAUAUAUUCACAGUCAAAAGUAAUCGCUUUGCCUUAUUCGUUUUUAUCAUUUUAAAUACAACGCGCAAAUUCAGUGGGAUUGGACCUUUCCUGUUUUACACAGUUUCCAUUUUUCAAACCGCCGAGGGAAGUGUCAGUCCACACACAUCCGUGGUUAUCUUCCUUUGUAUUCAAAUUAUAUCGGCUAUGGUGUCCCUAAACGUCCUCGAUUAUGUUGGACGAAGACCUAUUAUUAUAAUCUCAACCGUCGCUUGCAUUAUCACUUUGUCCAUUAGCGGAACCUACUUCUACUGCAAGGAAUACCAUCCGGAUUACCUCCAACAUUUCGGAUGGGUACCUCUGACCGUUUUAACGAUAUACAUGGUGUUUUACAACUUGGGAUUGGAGUUGACCCCGAUGGUGUACGCAAGUGAGCUCUUUCCGACGAAUGUGAAGGCGUCGGCGCUAGGUGUGGUCGACGUAAUUUCCUCCUGUAAUGGAAUCGUUACGUUGAAGCUCUUCCACAUUUUGACAGACCACUAUGGGAUGUAUCUAUCCUUUUGGGUAUUCGCAGUAUGCUGCGUAGUGGGAUUGGUUCUGAUUGUUAUAUACGUUCCAGAGACAAAGAAUAAGACUUUGCAAGAGAUUCAACAAGAUUUAUCGGGGCGAUCAGAAAAAGCCUAGGUUUUCCUUUAUUAACUUAAAUUGUACAAUUUUAUUUGUUAUAGGUGGUAGUGGAAUGAAAGUAUAAUAAGA
Messenger RNA from Photinus pyralis (common eastern firefly), 1628 nucleotides. RefSeq names its product facilitated trehalose transporter Tret1-2 homolog. The record is from RefSeq and is a predicted model, not a curated record. Gene Ontology annotation, biological process: transmembrane transport. NCBI's taxonomy places the organism in Eukaryota, Metazoa, Arthropoda, Insecta, Coleoptera, Lampyridae. The coding region runs from base 165 to 1556 and encodes 463 amino acids. Gene Ontology annotation, cellular component: membrane. The transcript is spliced from 3 exons. Gene Ontology annotation, molecular function: transmembrane transporter activity.